This is a messenger RNA of Chlamydomonas reinhardtii, 2787 nucleotides long. RefSeq lists its product as uncharacterized. Lineage: Eukaryota; Viridiplantae; Chlorophyta; Chlorophyceae; Chlamydomonadales; Chlamydomonadaceae. Gene Ontology annotation, molecular function: mRNA binding; metal ion binding. Bases 509 to 1315 code for a protein of 268 amino acids. The record is from RefSeq and is a predicted model, not a curated record. The transcript is spliced from 3 exons.
CUGCUGCGCGCUUCUUGACGCUCAAUACUUAUACACAUAUAGCAAUACGCCUGUAUGCACUCCUCCUCAAGAGCCGUGGCUUAGGCGCAGGUUGUUGGCGGCGUGGGGGUCCCCGUGGCUUGGUUCCUAACGACACCAUCUCAUUUGAGCGCGUUGCAUACUCAGUAAUUGCAUUACAGCGAAAGCGUGAGUCACUUGAGCCCACCUGAAGCCUAAGCGGCAGACCAUGAGCGCGUUCAGCACCUCUCCUCAGAAUGGCGAGGGCACUGACGCUCCUCAGCUAGCUGCCUACAACCAAGCAGCAGGCUUGAUAUCAUCCCUGGCGGACACCACGCAUCAGCCGCAUAACUUUUCGCCCUCGCUCGAACUGCUCACUCAGAGCGGCCUGCAGAGCCUCGCCGGGCAGCCGCAACAGCCAUCGCAACAAUCGGUACACGGAGCAGGAGCUGGACUGUCUUUCGGAGGCCUCGGAGCAGGGCUCCGGAGCGGUCCGUUCGGAGAGCGAAAAAUGGAGCCUGCACCCGGGCAAAAACAGCUCUGCACUUUCUUCCUUCGCACGGGGACGUGUGCGUAUGGAGAUCGCUGCAAGUUUUCGCACCCCGUGGACCGCCCGCCGCCCCAGCUCAACUCCAGAGGCUACCCCGUGCGCGCUGAGGAGCCCGACUGCGCGCACUACCUGAAGAAGGGGUGGUGUGCUUUCGGGCCGACGUGCAAGUACAACCACCCGGAGAUAGUGGGCGGCCUGAGCUCCUACGGCCUGGGCCAGCCACCCACCGCCUACGUCAGCCUGCCAACCACCACCUUCCCCUCCGCCGCCGUCUACUCGGUGCCCUCCGCCGUGCCCACGCUCUACUACCUGCCGCCCGGCAUGGGUCCCAACCAGCUGGCCGGCAGCACCGUCAGCCUGCUGCCCUCCGCCGUGGGCGCCAUGGCGGCGGCGCAGCCCAACCAGCUUGCCUUCACGCAGCAGGGAGCGCUGGGCGGUGGCACGCAGGCCACCAUGUACCGCCAGCCCGCUGCUGCCAGCCCGUACGUAGGCAUGGGCGGCAUGGGAGGUGGCAUGGGAGGCGGCAUGGGAGGCGGCAUGGGUGGCGGCAUGGGUGGUGGCAUGGGUGGCGGCAUGGGUGGUGGCAUGGGCGGCGGAAUGGGUGGCGGAAUGGGUGGCGGAAUGGGUGGCGGAAUGGGCGGCAUGGGUGGAAUGGGCGGCAUGGGCGGUGGCGGCGGCAUGGGCGCGACCAGCGUUUCAGCGCUGCACGAGGCAUUCCAGGGACUGGCGCUGGGCCGCUCGGGGGGUGGCCUCGGCGGCCGCAAGUAAUGCGGCAGCUGGCUAGCCAGCCCGGCGGCGGCUGCGUGCUGCUGGUGCGAGUCCAGCCAGCACGUAGAAGCGCUCGCGGAUUGAUCGGCACGCGACUGCAGGUGGAGCGGGAGGCAGCGGCCGCCCGGCUGCAGCAGCAGGAGAGCAGCAGCAGCUGCUGCUGCUGCUGCUGCUGGUGUGGCGCUGGUUUACUUCUGGCAGUGUCGACGUCAAACCGCUGCUGCAUCCCAGCGUGGUCGAUGGCAAUCGACCACCGCAGCAGUCGUGGACACGCACGGCGGACCGGCAGCCCCGCUGGUCAUCUAUCAGCCGUAGCGGCAGCGCCACCGGCGGCAAUUCGACGUCAUAGCAGCAGUAGCCGACACCACGGGCUAGCUAGCACGCGCGUGCUCACCGCAACUUUCGUCACUGCUUAAAUGUCAUGCGCGCGUGGGCUGCUGGCGACGGUGGGUCGUCUCGCGCAGGCGGACGCUAACAACGCACGCAUGUGUGCGGGUGUAUGGCCCGUGCGUGACGAGUGAGCGAGCGAGCGGCCGCCGCAGCGCUGCAGCAGCAGCAGUAGUGCACGCAUCUGCCGAGGCCGCCUCUGAUGCAGAACGAAGGCAACUGAACAGAGCUGGACCACACGCAUGAGGAUGUUCUUUCAUCGGCCUGUCAGCCGGCAGGCUAAUGAGCUGCGCGUGACGUAGCAGCAGCAGCAGCAGCAUGAUACGUCUGGAAUAGUCCAGAUCCAUUUUUGCUGACGGGUCGUGGUGCGUGGUUGGGUGGGAGAGAAUCGAGUGAACGUGCAUUAUUUGCUUGUUUCUUGGGGAGCACGUGAGUUAUGGAUGGCCAUCCGCUGGUGAGAUGUACGCUCGGCGGCGACGCUGCUGGCCGCCGGCGACGCAUGCUUUUGGGAUGUGUGGAGAUAGAUGGGACAACAAUUUAUUUCAUGUGACUUUGGGCGAGGUCGAUGCGAGGGGUGAGGGCGGUAGGUUGUCGUUACCUGCAGUCUUCCAGACACUGUGCCCUGAUUGUCAUCAGCAGUCGGGGCAGCUGCAUGCAGCAGCGGAUUGCAUGGCAGUGCCACGUGCGCCAUUACCGCUUGGCGGCAUGGAGGCAGCGAUUUGCUAUGAAUGGCGUGCAGUUGCAGGUAGCGAGCGAGCCGCCCCAAGCUGACUCAUAACUGAUUGAGUGCCGGAUGGGCGCAUCGUACAUGCGCUUGAUUGCCUCUAUGCCCUGCCUGCUAUCUAGCUACGCACUGGCUGCUGUUGUGCGCAUACCCAUGCCACACUGCUAGCUGCUGGCCCACAGGCGGUGUUCACUGGAUUUGUCAACGGCUGUGCAAGAAAGCAAUGGCAGGUCGUUAGGCCACGCUGUCUUUGUAUGCGGAAAUGCCUGCGCGGCCAUUCCUCAGAUUGAUGAGUACUUCUAUGCUCCCUGUUUGCGACCAUGAGACAUGUAUGCCAUGCACGAAACGUGUGUCCCACUCG